Molecule: messenger RNA, 3832 nt
Organism: Helicoverpa zea (corn earworm)
Lineage: Eukaryota; Metazoa; Arthropoda; Insecta; Lepidoptera; Noctuidae
Gene: Syx13
Product: syntaxin-12
Exons: 6
Coding region: 176-1006 (276 amino acids)
Biological process (GO): intracellular protein transport; vesicle-mediated transport; vesicle fusion
Cellular component (GO): membrane; SNARE complex; endomembrane system
Molecular function (GO): SNARE binding; SNAP receptor activity
Source: RefSeq, a predicted model, not a curated record
CACGUUGCUCAAUAUCAUGUAAUUUAGUAGUCUUAGUUCAUUUUAGUGAAGGUGUAUUCUCACAAUUUGUCGAGUAGCUGUCGGUCAUCAAUUAAUGUAUUGUGGAUAAAAAUCGUAGUGAAUCACAACAAGAAUCAAUUUGUUCAUUUCCUGCAUCGCAAUAAGUGAACAAAAAAUGGCUGAACGAGAACCAAUAAGCGGCUCAGCUCGCGACUACGGAGCCACCGCUGCGGUACCCAACGUUGGUUUCGCGGACUUCAGCCCCACUGAGCUGUAUAACUUGAGCGAGGGUAUCGCAGACAAUGUGAAUACCAUCAACAGUGGGUUGCGGUCGCUGGAGAAGAUGAUGAAGCAGAUUGGAGGGCCUAAUGAUAAUGUACAGCUGAGGGAGAAAAUCCAUGACACACAACAGACAGUGAACGGUUCCGUAUCAGCUACAGCCCGUGACAUACAGCGCUUGGGCGUGGUAGUGCGUCGGGGCGACAAGCCGCAGAAGCUGCAGGUUGAGAGGCUCACACAGGCCUUUAGGGAUGCACUGGCUAAAUACUCUUCGGUGCAGAAGCAAGUAUCAGAAAAGAUGGCGGCUCACAUGCCGCGGCCGCCGCGUGUGCGCAACGACCCGCAGCUGAUGGAGCAGCAAGCCAUCGCUGAUGACGAAGAGGCCACGCUCAUUGCUAACCAGCAGGCACAGGCGCGUCUAGUACAAUUCGAGACGAGCAUGCUGCUUGAGAAAGAGGCGUACAUUAACAAGAUAGAAGCCGAUGUGUUGGAUGUUAACCAGAUCAUACAGGAGUUAGCUGACAUGGUCAAUCAACAGGCUCAGUCUGUUGACACAGUAGAAAGCCAUAUUGAAGCCGCCAGCGCGAACGUGGAAGCCGGUGUCGACGAACUAGCGAAAGCCGCCGAGUACCAACGUCGGUACCGCAAGAAAAUGUUCAUACUCAUCAUUAUCGCUGUCAUUGUAGCCAUCGUCUUCAUCGUAUGGGUUAUUAAGGCUUUGAGAUAGGCUUUCAAACUUCAAACAGUAUUAUUAUCCGGAUUUGUAAAGGGUAAGUGUGCCCAGAAGUUUGUGUCUAAUUUAUGAUAGGAUUUGAAGCCCCAGUGGACGAUGUAACGAAUUUAAUGAGGGUAGUUGAUAGUUUGCGUUUUAGGCGGAAUUUGCACUUGAAAGGUGACAUAAUAAUCUAACAGAAAUAGUUAACCCGAUAAUACAUGAAAAUAAUGCUUAUGGGUACAAUGAAAAAAAAGCAGAGCGUAAAAUCACUUGUCUUCAAUUCUGAAAUAUUCCAUAAUAUUGUCUUACAAAAUUUUCCCACUGUUAGGACAAACUAGUAUUUUGGAAAUGCAACUUACAAGUGUAAAAUCAGCCUAAGCCAAUAUUAAUUCUCACUGAACACGAUAAAAUACUUAGGUACUAUGAAAUAUCUUUUACCUACCAUGUUUCCAAACGUAAAAGGCAAACCAGCCUUUCAAAAUACUACAUGGGGUUCAAAAGAUCUGAAAAGUGGAGGAUUGUCUAUAUAUUAUGUAGCCUUAUUAUGUCUUCCGACUGACAUAAAUACACAACACCAUUAUAACAUCGACUAUAAAGCAUAAAAAAACUAAACACAUAUAUGUUUUACUAGCUUCUGCCAGCGGUUUCACCCGCAUCCCGUGGGAACUACUUCCCGUACCGGGAUAAAAAGUAGCCUAUAGCCUUCCUCGAUAAAUGGGCUAUCUAACACUGAAAGAAAUUUUCAAAUCGGACCAGUAGUUCCUGAGAUUAGCGCGUUCAAACAAACAAACAAACUCUUCAGCUUUAUAAUAUUAGUAUAGAUGUAUAAAUGUUUUAAGGAUUAUAUAAAAUAUCCUUUCAAAAACGUUAUGCACUAGUUCUUUCCCACAUUUUAACUUGUAAAAAGGAAGAUGCUAGUUUGUAUUUUAGGUUUCAAUCUGUCUUCAAACAGAAUUUCAUCUACCGAUUGGUUGGACGGUUUUACUGCAAAAGCGACAUAUAUUUUAAUUUAUAUCUUUAUAAGUCUCUAAAUUAAAGUGUAAAAGCUAAACUUAAUCAUAAAAUUCUGAUUUUGAGGUUGUUGCUAAGUUUAUAUGUGGCAACAUUUUAUAUUCUUGCCAUCACAAAAAAAUACCAAUAUUCUGAUAUUUUGUGUCACAUGUACAAAUAAUACUAAACUAAGCCCAUAAUUCAGUUGUAACAGAUGUAGAAAAAUAUUUAAAAGGCCAACAUAUAAAUUUCUGAAAAUAAAUUUUAAUUAGUAAUUUAGGCAAAAUAUUAUCUAGGGUUUAAUUUUAAUAUUUUAACGCUGAAUAACUAAACUGUGAUUAUUUAUUAUGUUUUUGUUUACACAUUAUGAAAAUUACCUAGUUUAUUUAGUUCUUAUUUACACACAAAAAUCUAGUUUAUUUAACUCUUGACACGUUAUUAUAUCUACUUACUUUGUCACAGUAUUGGUAGCUAAGUUUGUAUGUUUUAAGUUUAUACAUAUAACAAUUAACUACGAAAUACUGAAACGUUACUAAACUUUAAGUCUUGCUUUAAAAUCUUUCGAAUCAGUUUAUUUAAGUAUGACAAUGAUAGAAAGAUUCUUAAGCAGCACUUAAAAUUAAGUGAAUUUUCAGUGUUCGGCCAAUAGUGUCAUUAUUAUUACGAAUAAGGUUCCGAAAAUUGUAUGUUUUUAACUGUAGCAUUAGCAAAAAUAUAAAAAGGUUCUCCCUGUCUUAUGCCCCGGGAAUAAAUUAUGGUCUAUAUAGUAAUAACAACUGAAAAUAACUCAUUAGAUAGCAAUAAAGAUAACUAUAAUAAUUAUUUAUGGAUACCUACAUUUACUACUUAAUAUAAUCCCUAUUACUCAUAAAAUAUUGAAAUACCUAUCUAAUGAGAAUAUUUUUACGCCAAUGUCUAUGAUUCAUAUUUUCCUUAUCCACUUAAAAAAAAUAUAUUUUAUUCUAGCGUACGGGUUUGUUAAUAAAAAAAACUGUAGUAACCGCUGUGUAUAAGGCCUUAUGUAAUGUAGAGAUAUAUAAUUGUGUUAUUUAUGUAUUGUACUAAUAGUAGUUAGGAAUUUUAUAGUAGGUAAUAUUAUUAAUCAAUUUCUGUCAAGCUCUUUUUUGUGGACAUUCCAAAGAUUUUUCACACAGUAACUUAUGACACACACGCAAACACAGGAGUCACUAACCAAACUGUAUGAAAUAACGAAAAUAAUAGAUUCCUCAGUUAAGAAAACUCAAGAUUAUAAUGAAAAUAACUUAGCAAGCCAUUUCUAACGAAGGUUGAAUUUCUUAACAGAGUAAACUGGCAAUUCAAAAUGUCACACAGUUUUAAAUAAUGUUGCCAAGUUAUAAAACAAAUUGUGAUUAGGUUGUAUUUUAUUCGUAUAUCGACGUACCUGUUCUAAAUUAAAAAAAAAAAAAACUAAGUAACCUAUUUUACCUUCACUAUUUAAGCAAGUAUUGCACGAAAUAUAGUUUCGAAGCAUCAAUAAUUUCACUUGCUAUUCUGAAAAAGAACAAUAAAUAUAGUUUUUAUCACCUGUAUAUAUAAAUGUAACUUAUAAACUUUAAUAUAUUAUUAUAAUAUUAUUUUAGUAGGCAAGAAGGCUGUUUAACUACUAACUGCACAUAGUUUCAUUUUAUUGUUUUACUUUUGUUAAAAGCAUUAUUUUGAAAUCGAAAUGACACUUGGUAACAUCACUAUGUUAUCGAUAAACUCAGCAACUUACUCAUGGUAUGCAUAUGAAAUAUCGAUGCUUUUGACAAAAGAUUUGUAAGUAUAUCAUUAACGUAUAUUUUGUUGAAUUUGUAAAACAUAUUUAUAUUAAAUCUUUGUCAGAAA